ACAAACUCACAUCUGUCACAUGUUUCAAAUGUUGUGUAAAUAAAAGCAGAUCAGAGGUUUCCGAAUCUACAGCAGACAGUAGUAUAGUGAAAUUAAUGAAACCACUGCAAAAUGGCGAAAAGAAAUGUUGCAUUCAUAAAACCCGACGAACCAGACUUUCUCAAGCGAAUGAAAGCUCAAAUCGGUUACAAAGAAGGACCAACAGUUGACACAAAGCGACAACGGAUACAAAAUUUUGAAGAUUCUGACGAUGACGAACGCGAGGAACGUGACGAUGAGAGACCCCAAGUGGUAGUGAUCAAAGAAGGAGAUCUGACUGCCGACCAAGCUACCGAAGCUAAAAAAGAAGAGGACGAAAAACCGGCGGAUCUCAACCAGAAGAUUGUGUUCAAAUCACGGAAGCCAAAAACAGGUGCAAGUGUCACCGAUACCGAUAUUUUGGAUAAAAAAGCGAAAAAGAAAAAAGAGAAGGAAAGUAAAAGUAAACUUUCAUUUGACGAUGAUGAUGUAGAAGAAUAUGAGUAGCACUUGUAAGGAUUGUACAGGGUCUUUCAGAUAAAACGCUCACGCAAAAAAAUAAUCGAAUAGUUCCUUAUAAAAAGCUUUUUUUCGCUCCGUCGAUGGUAACACUGCAUUCCUCACUUCGGGCCGAUAAUAUUCGGCUAUUCGUUCAGUCUGACCGGAUGGUUUUUAGUGUCAAGAUGUACAAUUUACAAGAACGUGUAUUUUUAGUGAAAUCGUAUUACUCGAGCAACCGAAGCCUUAAUGAAGAUUUGUUCUCUUAUGGUAUGAAUUUCAACAUUUCCCGUCGAUUACUUCCUCUGGGGGUACAUGAAGAACCGUUGCUAUGUUAAUAAUCCACAAAAUUUGGAGGAACUUAAAGAAGAAAUAACUCGGAUUUCCAACAUCAUCGAAAUCGUAAUGUUAGAGUUGAGCAUGAAGAAUUUUGUUCACCGUUUAAAACGCGUGAUCGAAAAAAGGGGUGGUCACAUCGAAAAUGUCCUAAAAUAAGCAUUAUUUUCGUUUUUUAAGUAAAAAUCGGUUCACUUUUGUAAAAGUUAUUAAAAUUUGGUGCGUGAACAUUUAAUCUGAAAGACCCUUUAGUAUUCAUUAUUUUAUUUUUGUAAGGGUAAUUUUAAUAAAUUAAUCUCUAUAUAUA
Toxorhynchites rutilus septentrionalis is the source of this 1159-nucleotide messenger RNA. RefSeq lists its product as uncharacterized. The record is from RefSeq and is a predicted model, not a curated record. NCBI's taxonomy places the organism in Eukaryota, Metazoa, Arthropoda, Insecta, Diptera, Culicidae. The transcript is spliced from 3 exons. Bases 112 to 525 code for a protein of 137 amino acids.